Molecule: messenger RNA, 505 nt
Organism: Podarcis raffonei (Aeolian wall lizard)
Lineage: Eukaryota; Metazoa; Chordata; Lepidosauria; Squamata; Lacertidae
Product: small serum protein 3-like
Exons: 4
Coding region: 120-374 (84 amino acids)
Source: RefSeq, a predicted model, not a curated record
GCAAUAACAUAUUUAUUACUGCACAGGUUGCAAAAUUUGCCUUGGCUGCAAGUAAGUUGAGCGCUAGGCACCAAGACACGUAUCAUAAGGGGGAGUGUGAGAUGUGGAGUGCUUAACUUAUGCAGAAAGUUGCUCUCAUCCUGAUCAUGUUAUGCAUCACCUGGCUGGGCAAGUGCCAAGGCUCCUGUGUCCGAACCAUAAAUAAAGCAGAAGUUAAAGAUGGAUCAGUCAUUCCUCCAGAUGGAUGCACUUCUCCUUUGGAUGGGACAAAACACGGAAUGGGGUCUGAGUGGAAUGGAGCUAACGGCAUGAAAUGCACAUGCAGCAGAAGCGGAGCAGAAUGCUGUGACAAUAGCAUACCCACAGGGAAAUGAUGAUGCUUCGCAGCUGAAUUUUGAAGCUAUAAAAGUGAAAGGGGACCCAUCACAACUGUGUUUUGAAGCUAUACAAACCUAUUCCAUUCCCUUCAUGUUAGAGAACCUGAAUAAAUGAGUCAAUGUCUUCA